Ruditapes philippinarum (Manila clam) is the source of this 3454-nucleotide messenger RNA. RefSeq names its product kinesin-like protein KIF16B. NCBI's taxonomy places the organism in Eukaryota, Metazoa, Mollusca, Bivalvia, Venerida, Veneridae. The record is from RefSeq and is a predicted model, not a curated record. Bases 549 to 1508 code for a protein of 319 amino acids. The transcript has 7 exons.
CUGACAUUACCACAUGAUUGAAUGGGACUAAUUUUAUUGCAUUUUCUUUUGAAUGUGUGUAGUAUUGAUCGGGUAACUAAUACGAAAUUGCUAUUAUGUAGCUUUUGAAUUUAACAAAAAGGAACUUUAAUCGCAAAGCCAGCAGUAUUACACAUCCUUGCUUGACUUCUGUGGACGGCUUAAAAGAACUAAACAAAUAUAGUGUUUCAUGUAACGACAUCUUUCAAAAAUGUUUUUGCAAAAGUACCCGAGUGUGACGGAAUUUGAUAAUCAUCGUUUGAACAAAAUGAAGUAUUAUAUUUGAUGCAUGUGAAAGAAAGUGAUUGAUAUUCCUGCUGCAGAUUAAGAAAUAUUACAAGAUGUCAUAGACAGCGAUGGGUUGCUCAUGUUUUAAAGCUAUCAUUUUGUAUAAGAAGUGACUGAAACGAAGGCAACAAGGCUGGAUAUUGGUAUCAUUUUUCCUAAGUUAUAUUAUCAUUCCCCUUUUCAUAAACUGUGGUCUUAAGUAAACACAAGCUGACAAAGAUACAUAAUUAAAAUUGUACAAUAUGGCACAAAACAGGACAAUUAAUGAACAACAACACCCGGCGUCAGAGAAAAGUGGUUUUGUAAGCGUUCGAAGUCAGUCACACUCAGGCAGCAUCUCAAAAGAAUCGGAAGAUUAUCAAUCUGUAUCUUCUAAUGAUGCGUCUUCGGUUAUGAGAAGAUGGGAUAUAGAGACACCUAUAGAAGCUCCCUUGUGUGAAUCAUUUUCAGUAUCUGACAUGUGUACACUCUGUGCAGCAAAUGAAAAGGCUGAAAAAGCAACACACAUAUGUCGAGACUGCUGCCGAUAUGGCAGAUACUAUUGUCAACGUUGCUGGGAUAAUCACAAUAAGUUCUUACCCACUCAUGAUACACUGUCACUUUCCGUUAGCAGCGACAGAUACGAGCGUGACUCUAGUGCCAGCGCUCAAAGGAAUGCAUCGGAAGAGUUAGAACAGAAGGUGAAAUCAUUAGAAAAAGAAACGGAACGUCUUCAACACGAAUUGCAGGCUGAAAAGACUGAAAAAUAUAACGUUUUUAAAAGAUUAGAACGAGACAAGUGCGCUGUUGAGGAAGAGCUAAAGAGAAUUGAAAAGCACUCUUUAAAUGAAACAGUUGCGCUUAUAAAACAAAUCAAAAGUCUUCGACAAGAAAAUGACGAGAUUAAUAGUGCAAGGGAAAAUGAUCGUCACCAUUUUAAGGCCGAGAUGAAGGUAAAAGAGUGUGGCCUUCAAAGAUUAGAAGAUAUGACACGAGAGAAAUGCGCAGUUGAGGAAGAGUUAAAGAGUCUUCUAAAACAGUCUUCUGAUGACAAAUAUGCUCUUGAAAAGAGUAUGAAAAGAUUAGAAGAUAUGAAACGAGAGAAAUGCGCAGUUGAGGAAGAGUUAAAGAGUCUUCUAAAACAGUCUUCUUCCUUUAGGACAUUGAGUACUUUUGUUAUGGUCAUUGGGUUUACUUUUAUAUGUUUCUACAUGAUCAUUUAAGUGUUUUACUUAUUUAACCUUUUGUAACCAUGACAACUGUUAGAAUUUCACUUGGCGGGGAUUCAUUUUAUUUACACUGUCUCGUUUGUGGGAACAUGGUGGGGCUAAAAGCGAGGUUUGGUGCACCAUUAACCGGUUUAAACUCCCCAGCAGUCAUUAUUAUGCUGCUGACCGUUCCAAGGCGGCGCCCCACUGUGUUCCUCAGAUGUAUGUCUUAUGUUGUUUCAUACUGUUUUGGCGACACUUUUGCUUGUGUCCCUUGUUGUUUUCUCGUCUGCGGUAAGUAUCUUCCCCAUUGCCUCUAGUUUUUGUUUCUUUGAUUACUUCCCACCCCCUCCCCCCCGGUCCCCUUCCCCUUUGUGGGCCUAUUUUUAUUUUCUUUGAAUUCCUAAUCAGUUGCAGAUUAAUUAUCAUUUAAUGAUUAACCUGUCCGUGCUCUGUCUUUGCCCUGUUCUGUUUUUGUUUGGGGUCCCCCUGGGCUCCUUGCCAUUGGUUCUUGUUGCUGGGUCAUGUGGCGGUUGUGUUCAUUGGGCGCCGCCUUUCCUUGUUGAUCUUGUUUAUCAUAUUUUCUGAUGACAAAUUUGCUCUUGAAAAGAGUAUGAAAAAGUUAAAAUAAUAAAAAGUGUUUUGAAAGAAAAACUCUUGUAUGUUUUGUUACAAAAGACAGAAUUUGAGAAUAAAUAGUGAUGAAUAAAAUACAAAAUCCACGGAUUUCAUUAAACAAAACCCAAUGGAAUUAUUUACAUAUAAUAGAUGAUACUUAACAAAUGAAUGAAAUUUUAACUAAAUUGAAAGAGUGGAAGAAAAAAUCAUUUAACUCUUUCUAGUAUUUAGACUACAUAUGUUCACUGUAAAUUGAUAUUUUUUCAUGUAUUUUAUUGAUAGUCUUCGACAAGAAAAGGACAUGAUUAUGCACGAAAGAGACAAUGAUAGACUCAAAUAUGAGGCUGAAAUAAAUGUUAAAGAAAAUGCUAUGGGAAGGCAUGUGUUAUUGUAAACAUAAAGAUCAGAAUUAACAAAAAAGCAGUUCGUAUUAUGAUGAUUUAUAAAUGCUAACAUUUUAUACUCGUUAUAUACCAAAUGUUUUUAUUAAAAGCAUCAUUUAUGAAAUGUAUGUACCCUAUUUUGUUUUUAUCCUAGUAUGUCAUUGUAAAACUAGGGUAUGGUCUGACAGGGUCAUUGUCCUAUUUGGCUAGUGUGCUAUUUGUUAUCAUAUAUAAUAUAAGAUCGAAAAGAGGAAAAAGAAAAUGAGCAGCAAUUGUUAUUAUAAGCACAGCUACAAAUGUUCGUAAUAAAAAAACAGGGAGUUUGUAUGACUCCCAGGCCGAGAUGUAAAGGUCGCUGACUUGAGAUCACAGGUCCCUCACCGCUGUAGGUUCGAUCCUCACAUACAUUGUAGGUCGAAAUCUUUCAUGUGAGGAAGCCAUCCAGCUGGCUUACAGAAGGUCGGUGGUUCUACCCAAGUGCCCGCUCGUGCUUGAAAUUAUGCCCGAAGGGGUACCUGGGGUCUUCCUCCACCAAUAAAGCUGGAAAAAAAUCGACGAAAAAAUCUAUGAAAAAAAGAACUAUUCCUGAUUGUGCAUAUUUCCGGUAUUAUCCGAGCUUCGCUGCAAAAAAUGACCAGCAGAGCUUCAAAACAUUAUCAAGCUGUCACAUGUUAAACUGCUAGUGAGAUUUAAAUGAAACUUGAUAGGAGGAACCAUUACGAUACAUUGUUAUCCAUAUCGCCUACGUGUCCAAAAGACCUCCAGAGCUAUAAAUAGAAAAAAUCUUGUCCAUCUGUCACACGUUAAACUGCUGGCAGGAUUUCGACAUUUCUUUACAGGAGUGAUCAGUACCAUCUCAGUUGUGCAUAUCAUCGGAAUGCUCGGUUUCGCUGCACAAUAUGACGCCAGAGCUAUAAAUAGAAAAAUCUUGUCCGGCUUUCACAGAUCAAACUGAUUGGG